GAAGGCAUGCCAACUAGACUGCCUGCCCUGAGAGCAGUGUCGCUACCUAUGACAGACAACCGUUAGCAGUGUUUUAUUAUUAUUUCUGUCAGUUUAUUAAACCUACACGUCACGUGUUGUCAUAUAUUUACGUUUACCACAUUUAGAUGUUAAAACCGAUGCGAAACGAGAGUGCUAGCCUGCGUUUAGCCUAGCUAGUUUUAGCUGUUACAGCCGUGUGGCCGCUGACAAGCCACCAUCAGGGUCAUCCUUCUGCGGACAGGUCUUGCAUGAGGUUGCUGUUUGGCCACAGAAAAAAUGGCCAGCCCAAAUGAUUUACACUUUCAAGAGUUUGAGGAAGCAGCAGAGCUGUUGUCUGCAGACCCAAAGGCCUCCACACUCAGUAUGUCUGCCUCAGACACCCCUGCUACAGCAGGAGGAGGAGAGGAUGUGAAAUUAGACCUGUCGGAGGAUGAGGAGGGUCAGGAGGAGAGUUCAGAGUUGUUAGGAGGACAGAAACCAACCGGUGGCUUUUGGACCUUUGAGUACUAUGAGUCUUUCUUCAAUGUGGACACAGUGCAGGUACUGGACAGAGUUAAGGGAUCAGUGUUGCCGUUACCUGGAAAAAACUUUAUCAAACACUACCUUAGAUCUAACCCAGAUCUAUACGGUCCAUUCUGGAUCUGUGUGACGCUGGUGUUCUCAGUCGCGAUAAGCGGGAACCUGUCCACCUUCCUCAGUGAGAUGGGAAACCCUGCCUACCAUUACAGACCACAGUUCCACAGAGUAACGAUAGCUGCGGUAGUGAUCUUCAUGUAUGCCUGGCUGGUGCCAAUCGGUUUAUGGGGUUUCCUGACCUGGCGGCAGGGGGCUGAGAGGCAGAUUGGAGGCUAUUCCUUCCUGGAGACAGUGUGUGUCUACGGCUACUCCCUCUUCAUCUAUAUUCCCACCUCAGUCCUGUGGAUCAUCCCAUUUGAGUGGUUGCGCUGGACACUGAUCCUGGUCGCCAUGAUGAUUUCCGGCUCAGUCCUGGUCCUCACCUUCUGGCCUGUUGUCCGUGACGACACCAAGGUGAUGGCUGUGGCUACAGUCGUGACCAUAGUGGUUUUGCACACGCUGCUGGCAAUAGGCUGUAAGAUGUACUUCUUCCAGACAGCAAUACAUGUACCAACACUCAUCCCUCAUUCCUCAACCCCCUCCACUUACAUCACACUGGCCACCAAACCCCACUGACCGAGGGAAAAGGAAGGAGAGUGGGCAGGGAAGAGGAAAUGAAGGCUGUUAUGUCUGGAAUCACAGACCGAUAUAUAACCAUGUAUAGACAAGCUGGUUGAGGCAAUGUUGACUAUUGCCACUGUGUGAUUUGUUUCAUGUUCCCUUCAUGCGCUGGAAUGGGUGUGUGUGGUUGUUUGUCUAAUUUAUCUUGAGGUUGGUUUCACUGUAACUGAAGUAGCAUUUGUUCCUCUGCAAUAACUGUGCAUUUCUACUGUGAUGUGCUGCAUGUAGACUGUCUAGAAUGAUUUCCUUAACGCUGUGAACUCAGCAGCAAGACAGAAACUCAAGUUAAAAAUAAGAAGAAAUUAACAAUGACUCAUCAUUAUUUAAUUAAUGAUUUAUGAUAUACUAAAAAACAGUGAAUACAGAGGCCAUAACAAUUUCUUAAAGACCAAGGUGACAUCUUCAAAUUAUAGAAUGAAAUAUAAUUAUUAUAUUUGAUUUUAGGUGAAAUUUCAACAAUAAGUCAACAAGUAUUGGGUGGAAACACUGGACAUUUUGACUUGUUACAGGAAACAGGAAAAACACAACAAAAGAAGAUGACAUUAACAGUGGCUCUAAUCUAAUCAAGCGGUGACAGUAAGUUAGUCAUCAGUCAUUUUAUUGCCACCUUCAAAUUGUUAAACUGUCAUUACAGGAAACCAAGUAGGAAAACUGUUCACUUCAGUCUCUGAGUCGGAGGUGUUGGGAUUAUGUGACAGCAAUUGGUGAAAAGAACUGGAGAGGUGUCAGUAACCAAAGCUGGCAAAAUGGCUGCAAAGCCACCACUGGCAAUUACAUGUAAAUAAAAUACAGUAUUACACAGUAACAUAGCCAAUUCAACCAACUGAAAAGGAGCUAAAUAGUGUGUUUGUAUUUGGUGUCACUAGUUACAAACACAAAAAAGUAGCUAAAUGCAGUGACUACAAGGCUAGCAGAUGCUAACACCAUAUUUGUUGCAGAAAGUCAAUAACCUUGAUGAUCCCCUGAAGUCUUGUCCACCGAGAUCAAGUUACUUUAGUUUAUGACCAAAUACUUUCAACAGUAAUGGCAUUCCCAUCAGCCUCUUGUGUUUAGCGCUAAUUAGCCAUUGUUAGCAUGUGAACAUGGUAAACAUGCCUGCUGAACAUCAGCAUGUUAACAUUGUUAUUUUCUAUUUUUGAUGUUGCAUGGUUUAUGUUAUGUUUAAGUUAGCAUUAGCUAAGUUGUCUUAGUGCAGUCGCACAGAGCUCUGGUUGUAAACUCAGUCUUGUUCAUUGAUAAAUGCUAUGACAACUCAUUUUCUGUCUACCUAUUAUUUGGUUACCUGUUUAAUCCUUCCAGCACCAAGUGAAACCUUAUAAUUCCACCUCAAUCACACAUUUGAAUGUCGUAAAGCUUGAAGCAACAGCUUUCAGCAAAUACUGUAAAAUUAAGACUUAAUACUUAUUUAUUGUUGAAAAUUCAAACACUGAAUUGCGUGAGCUGCUUGUUUCAGUCACAGAUGUAGGAAAGGAAGUGAUUCUAGACUAGUGCAGUGUAGGACUCCUGCUGAUGCACCACGUCACUCAGCCUCCUAACUUUCAUUUACAAAAUGACUUCAGUCGUGUUGUUUGCAUAGAUGAUUUAUUGUAAACUGAGGAAAACGUUUGUGUCUGCGUAACCCCCAAUGUGAUACUGUUUAGGGUGUUUUGUUAAUAAACAGACUCUGUGCUGCUAAUUUCUGUAACAUUAUUUCAUCCACACUCUCAGCUAUCUGUAACAACAGCUAUGGCUCCAUGCUGCUUCCUGUGUGAGUUCAAGCACGGCAGCCAAAUCAUUUAUAGUUUGUUUUUUUUUAAUUCCCACAUUUUAUAGAUUGUGAAAGGCGAGGAUGUAUGAUUUAUGAUACAUUUAAUAACUUGUUCUCUGCAUGUUACAGUUGCUUUAUAAAAUCCUUAUCAAGCUCAGUUAGCUCCAGUAAACUGCCAUAGUUCUCUUAAAGUAAACGUGGGUAAGCAGGCCUGAAUUAGAGCUGCCUUCGCCUUCUACCACACAUAUGACCGAACAAUGCAGGACACAUCCAUGAAUGAGAAUGAGAGGCUGAUUGUUGCUAUUGUUAUUUUGAGGUGAGGUCAGAGGUCGUGGAAAAAAAACAAGAUGAACAAAUACAUUUGCACAUUGUACAGAGCACUGGCGUACCGUACAUAUUGGAUACUACAUUAAAGAGCCAGAGCUCUGCUCUAAUUCGAGUGGGUUUAUAAUGAGUGUAAAAACACCUGUGUUCACCCUGAGAGUUGUUUUCCAGCUGAAUGUGAAAUGUCAUCUCAUGAGUUUUGAUGCAUUUGGUUAAAUCUGCUCCUGUUUAUCUCGGCACUCAUCAUCAAUAAAUGCCAGUGUGCCACUUCCAUUGGCAGCCAUACAUGUACAUGCCUGAGCUGUAGCAGAAGCACCACGUAUGACACAUGAAGUCGCAUGUGUUGGAUCACGAGCUGUUCCUUAUUUUAAUCUGGAUUCAUUUUCCCUGAAGUGUUUGGCUCCAUCUUGUUUUUCCAUUCCUGAACUUUUUGAUGGCAUCGUCAGUGGAAUGGUCCUCCACUUAGUUACAGACUGAAACAUCUCAAUAUCAAAUGGACAGCCAUGAAAUUUGCUACCUAACUUUUUCUGAUCCCUGUCUUUUCUUACAGUGUCAGUCAUGCAGAACUAUGUUGAAAACAUUACCUUCUCCACAUUAUCACGGUACUUCCUCACAGAGCCGCUGGCGAGGCCGUAGUCUCUUAAAUCCAUACUGCAGUGGAAAACCACCUGUAGUGAUCAUGGUUGCUGCGAUCAAUCAUUUACGUGGAUCAAAAGCUUGUGACAGAAUCGUUCCUAAACAAAUGCUGUUUAAAUGAUUUGCUUAUAGUAAUCAAAUAGUUUGCUUAGUGUUCGUUUUGGGUCUCUUCGUACACGACAACAUAAGUUGUAGCCUCCUGUGCAACCGUCAUAUGCUCAGUCUCUCCUUUAACUUAUGGUACAAGGUUUAGGAGCCACAGUGUGUAACGGCCAUCCUCGCCUGCUCUCCCAAUAUAAAUUCAUCAUCCCAUUAUAUUCGAUGUGUUGACCAUUCAGCCUCGGCUUGGAGCAGGAGAGGGCCACGGUACAGUUUGUUAUUUUAUCUUUAAAUAGUGAAGAUGUCCAUUUGAUUCUAUUUUCAUGUAAUAAACAUCAAUUAUAUGAUGAUAAUCUGCAUGAGAAAUAAAGAAAAAAGGGGGGGAAAAAAUUCUGUCAAUCAUCUGCCUAUAGUGACCAAUUUUACACAGACAUGAUCUCUAGGAGCGGUUUGUACAUAGUCAAUAUAUGCAGUAUGGAUUACAUACUAAUCAUCUGUCCUUUCCUUUGGUCCAUUUUAGCAUGUGUGUAUGGAUAGAGAACAUCCACACGAAACAUAAUCUCACAUGAGACUAUAACUAGUCCCAGUCCAACUAGUCCAGUCUGUUUACUUGGAUAUUAGUAGUUUGCACUUGUUACUGCAGAAAUAACGUCUUAUAAUUUAAAGCGUUACAACAGUUCACUCUGAUAUAAGAUGUUGAGCUGAAGCUCUCAGACAUACCAAAGUGCUUAGUGCCCGACAUAAACUGAGUUAAUUCAGGACUGAAGUUGCUACGGAGACGUCUGUGUCGUGGACAGAGGAAACACUCACCACAGUGUCGAGGAGUGACUCUGAGUCUGGAGCAGAGGAGUCGACGUCAGACAGUGAGUGAAGGUGUUAUUACUGCUUCGUCAACACAGAAAUAACAGAACAUGACACACAGUCUGCCCAUUACACGUUUCCAUUAGAAAAGUGGAUGUCACUACUGACUACACAGAGCAACGUUUCCAUGACAGAGGGCACACGAUGGUUAAAGGCGACCACAUGGUAAAACAUCUGCUGUGUCCACAGUCUAUUUAACAAACUAGAGGGAACAAAUUAAAGUACUACAACACCUGAUCCAGGAUGGGUUUGGAACAUCUCCACCACAUUUAAUUUGCUCUCUUUUUUUAAUUGUUGUUUUUUGUGACAGAAAAAAAAAA
This is a messenger RNA of Seriola dumerili (greater amberjack), 5244 nucleotides long. RefSeq names its product protein YIPF1-like (gene yipf2). Gene Ontology annotation, biological process: vesicle-mediated transport. Bases 298 to 1212 code for a protein of 304 amino acids. The transcript has 9 exons. Gene Ontology annotation, cellular component: membrane; Golgi apparatus. Gene Ontology annotation, molecular function: small GTPase binding. Lineage: Eukaryota; Metazoa; Chordata; Actinopteri; Carangiformes; Carangidae. The record is from RefSeq and is a predicted model, not a curated record.